UUUUGUGUCUGAUUUUUAAUUUCCAACCUAUUUUUGGUUCAUUUUAAGCCAGACAUAUAGUCAUUUUUAUACAGUUGAGUUAAAUAAAACUACCCAGCAGGUUGGGCAAACAUUUAACCCAACCGCUGGGUUAAAACAACCCAAUUCACUGGGUUAAAACAACCAUUUGUCCAUUUUGAAGCUGUUUUUAACCCAGCAUUUUUUAGCGUGUACCAAAAUACAACAUAAAAUGGUAAAAGCAAUUAGAAAUUUAUUUCUGUUUGAGUUUGCAUCUUUAAAAUAUAAAAAUAUUACAUAUUUAUGAAAUUCAUUUAAAAGAAAGUCAUGUUAAAAACGGUCUUCUUAAUAAAAUAUAGCCUAAUGUUCACUCUAAAUAUGUAUAGAGAGAGAAUGAUAUUUAUAAUCAAAUUCGAUAUAAUGUUAUAUUUAUUGAAAAAGAUCAUCCACAGGAAAUGAAUGGAUGUUUGUUGUUAGGAAAAAUACCUGUAAUAAAAAUAACUCACUUUUAAUAAGCUUGAAAUAGGCCUAUUGUUUUGGUUGAAGUCAUUGUUUACACGUGCACAUAAACUUGUUUUGAUGUGAACUCAGAUAGAAAUAGGGAGCUUUAAAACCUUCGUUAUGAAUGAAUAAUUCAUCUUUUAUACCAUCUGUAGCAGACAUACAGACAACACUCAACAGUGUGAUCAUGACCUGGGUGCGCCUUUGUCCUAUGAGCAACAAUCCACCAUCUGUCCGUCUGCUGGCUUUGGAAAGAGGAAGAGAAGGGUGAGCUGGGAUAUGGAGUGCGCUCGUGAAACUCCACGGGGCAAAUUUGUACAAGUUUCGCCGGUUAUGCAAAUUCACCGACUCCAACCAAGCCUGCUGUAAAAACCGUCGAUGUUUCUCUGCAUUGCUUUGUAGUUGUCAGUUAGCUCUAGCUGUAGGUGAGCGCUGACGCCGGCGAUGGUUGGGAGGAGUUUCACAACUCAAAUUCAAAGGGUUGAGUCGUUCAUUACGAACCGACUGGUGUGUUGUCUUAACGGCGCUGAGACGUUCGGGCGGGCAGGACUCGGCCGAACGCGAACAGGUUUCGCCAGGGCUGCUUUUCGCCUUGAAGCUGAAUAGCGUUGGGUGGGGUUUCCACCGACACCAGGAAUGUAUCGUGGAUGCAUUCGCUGAACAGGGGGUGAAAAUAGCCGACUUUUUCGGGACGGAAAAAAAGUUUCUUCACCGGCGACUGCAAGUAACUCCAAUCAUAAAGGUUGUUUUCCCUGCUCCACCAUGGCCCAUCGCUCCCAGAGUUCCUCAGUGGGAGACAACCCCCUGGAUCCCAAUUAUUUGCGCCCACAUUACCGGGAAGAGUAUCGCAUGGCUAUCGAUGCCCUGGUGGAGGAGGACAUUGAGGGCUACUACAACUUUUUACAAAGUGCUAAUAUAGUUGACUUUUUAUCAAGGUCAGAGAUCGAGCAUAUUAAAAGCACUGUGCAUUCACCACAGAGUGCUGGAAAUGUACCAGAACUGCUGUAUCGAGAACUAGAUCAGGAUGGGUCUUCUGACACCUACUGGCCGCUGCAUUCUGAUUUGGAUGCACCAGGACUAGACCUUGGCUGGCCUCUGCAGCAACAUAGUUUUGUGGGUCCCACAGAGGUCACAAUGUUGGUAAACCCUGCUGAACCCGAAGUGGCCAGCAUUAAGGAGCAGGCACGGCGACUCAUCAAAAAUGCUCAUCAGGUCAUUGCAAUAGUGAUGGAUAUUUUCACAGAUGUUGAUAUAUUUUCCGAUCUUCUGGAUGCUACAGCACGUCAUGUGCCUGUCUAUAUUCUGCUGGAUGAACAAAAUGCCCAUCAUUUUGUUAACAUGGUGGCAAGCUGUAAAGUUAACCUGGAUAUGAUCCAUAUGAUGCGGGUACGGACAGUAGCAGGCAUUACCUAUUUCUGCCGCACAGGGAAAUCAUUUAAAGGUCAAGUGAUGGACCGCUUUCUUCUGACUGACUGCAGAGCAGUGAUCAGUGGAAACUAUAGCUUUAUGUGGUCUUUUGAGAAGAUCCACCGCUGCAUCGCCCAUUUGUUCCUUGGAGAACUUGUUGCCACUUUUGAUGAGGAGUUUCGUAUUUUGUUUGCUCAGUCUCAGCCUCUUGUUGUUGAAAAUGCCCUUGUACCCAUGCCACAAGAUAGUUACCUUGGCAGCCAGUUUGGCUUGAAAAGAACUCAGUCACUAAGGAAUCCCAGAGGAUAUCAUCGCCAGCCUGAACUUACUGGUUACCCAUUCGGGGAUCGUCUUGAAACUUUACUACCUUUUAGGAGGGAUGACCCGUUCCGCCAUACGAUUGAACCAAGUGCAGGUCCUAUGCAGGUCACAAAAUAUGCAACACAGCAGUUCAAGAUGCAACAGUCAUUCUUGGAUCAAGGACGCUCAAUGUUGGCCUCCCGGCAGCUGGAAAUGAAUGCCUUUAAGAGGCAUAGCUAUGCCGAGGGAACCCGCGAGACCUACGCCUCCUCCCGGCAGUACAUGAAACAGCGUGUAAUGAACAACUUGGAGGAGAUGGAAACGCAUUACCAGCGAGAACAACAUUACUAUCAGAGCGAGGGCAUGGGACCUGGUUCUGAGCGCGGGCCACAUGACCGCCUUAACUACGGCAUGUACCAGGCAGAUCAACAGUCUGAUUCUGCAUAUCCACCUGAACUUGAAGCACCAGGAAAUAUGAAUGUUUUAUCCUCUGAUGACCUCAAAAGUGAUUCAGAAAAACAAUAUAACACAGGAGGGGGACGCUAUGGUCCACAAAGCCACAAGAGGCCUGCUGCAGGCCACUCGUAUGCCUGUCAGAGUUCGCCGACUCAGCCGCAUCCUCCAGACCACAAGCAGUUGUUCUCCACUGGAGAACAGGUACGGCAGUCCGAGGACCCUGGUGUGAAGCAGGGAUUGCGGAGCUGGAGAAUCAACUCUUAUCUCAGCGCUUAUGAAGAUGCAGGAGAGGAGGGUCUGAAUCAGCCCAUGGGUCAAGAUGCUUUUGACGAGCCAUAUCAACAACCUGACAGCAGGCUUUAUGGCUCAGAGGGACCAGGCCUUAAUUUUAACAUUAGAGAGCGUCAAAAUAUCCCAACUAAGCCAAACCUUGACUUGCGACCACGCUAUGGUAAACCCAUCAUUCAAGAUAGGAAUCAGGUAAAAGAUGUUACCUCUGACUUCGGUCCCACGAGUACUGACACAUUAAAGCCAGCAAUUUCAGCUUCAUCACUAGCAUCUUCAACAGACAAUGAGAAGGAGGUGGAACCGAGGGAACCAAGGGAAAUCAGCAUUACCAAGCACGAGUCGUUCCGAACUCGAAUUAACCCAAUGCUGCAAAGGAGCUCAAGACUACGGUCUUCUUUAAUCUUCAGCUCCUCAAAGCUGGAGCAACACAGUUCCUCGCAAGCCAAGUCUGGUGGGGAUUUACAAGAGGAGAAAGAUGAGAGUGAGCCUAUUCGAUACUCAUCCAUUGUGGCAGAGAUUCUCGAGAAGAGGAGAUCACUGUCAAGAGAGCCGUUUGAUUGGAGUAAGCAUAAAAAAGCAGAUGAAAAAGAUGUUAAAAACUCAUCAACAGGAGACCUGACUACGAUCACAGACGCCAAAGAGGAGCCCAUCAAAGAAAACGAGAAACCUGACAACCCUGAACCUAAGGACAACAAAGUUACACAGCCAACAGAGCCUUCCAGAUCUCAGCAAACAGCUUCCCUAAACGUGAAUGAUCCAGCAAGCCGACUUAAGUACUUUAAAGAUCUGGAAGAAAAGAGAAAGACCUCAAAAUUAGAGUUAGAUUUGGGUGCUAAAAGUCAAGAAGCAGGUACGAAAAAGUCAGAACUAUCUGAUACAGCAACCAAAGUUCCAAAUGUGCUUAUUACUUCAGAGGACUCCACUGUAAAGACACAAGAACCAUCAUUUACCCUAACAGAUCCUGUACCACAGCGCCUGUCGUUCACAUCAAAUCCAAAACCUUCUGAAGUCUCUGUGGACAGGCCGAACACAAACAGCAAAACUCUGACAGAGAGCACAGCUGAUACGGCAAAGAAAGAGCCUGCUAAGGAGCCAACUAAGUCACUUCGGCCUUUCCCUUCACCCAAGUUCUUAAAACCAUUCAAAAGCUCUCAGUCCUCUCAUCGUCGGAUCUCAUGCGGUGAGGAGAUUCUCACGGAUGCGACAGAUGCUGAAAAGAGCGAGCUUAAGAAGACCCGCAGCCUCAGCACAUCGGGCAUUUCCCGCACAGAGUCUAAAGAAAGCCUGAGCUCCCUAAACCUUGGAAGCUCUGAUGGCAAAGAUACAAAGGCCCUUGACUUCCUCAAGAAACAAACGCAGAGACUGAAGGGUUUACUUGGGCCAAAGGGAGAAAAGAAGCACUCAGGAGUGUCCAACUCUCAAGAGGACAAGUCAAUGAAAACAGUUCCUGAGGUCCAAGAGGAACCCACGGACAAAGAGAAACCCUCUGAAUCUUUAGCCACAGUAGAGACCAACAAACCCAAUGCUAAACCAACUCAAUCCCGCUAUCAGUCCUCUACCUCGAAUGUAAUAUUCAGUAGCAACCUCAGGGAUGAUACCAAGGUGAUCCUAGAGCAAAUCUCAGCAAAUAGCCAGAAGAAUAGACAGCAGAACGAAGAGUCUGGGAAAAGCGAGGGGGGCAAGGAAGACGAUGUUUCCAAUUCUUCUCUCCAAAGCCGGUCCCGGUUCAGCCGAGCUCCAGCUAACCCACAGGACAGGGACAAUCUGCUGAAGAGAAUAGAGAGCAUGCGCAAAGAAAAGAAAGUCUACAGUCGCUUUGAGAUGGGGAAUAACCUGGGAUAACAAAACAAGGAGGAAGGGGCCAGAGAAGUGUAAAGAGAACCUGAAACUAUACUAAAAAAUUGUACCAAACAUCCCCAAUACUGCUGUGAACAGACACAGAGAUAAAACCAUCUGCUAAAUGACUGGUAACCUAAAUGGUCCAUGGAUCUUGUAUAAACACCACGAAAAUAGCACAAGCUCAAAUAUGAGGAGUCUUGCUGCAGCAAGAGGAAUAUUCCUCGCUCUGUGCCAAUCUGAGCCCACAGAUGAUUCACUUUGCCCUUAUAAGGCAUCAGGGCAUACCUCAACAGUAAUCACACUGCAAUCCCUGCAGAAUAGAGAAACACAAAUCAGGCCAAAAGGAGGGUUCGAACGUCAAGAGACUUUUCUCAGCUUUUUCUACUGGACCUUUUAGUUCCUUGUGAUGCAAAUAAACAGCAUUUUCAGCUCUGGUAAAGGAAAUUAACAUGUCAGGGCAGAAGCUGAGUUAUGCUACUUUGAAGGCACUAAAACACACCCUCGUUAAAGUACACCACACAAACGCCCCAGGACACGUCAUGCUGAAAUUAUGCUUUGGUGGUGACUGUGCCAAUGGAUCACAGGCAUAAAGGAAACCCAAGAUGGUUGGUAGACAACGCUUUUACUUUUGAAGGCAAAGAACAGAAAAUCUGCAACAUGAAACUGUCAAAAGUCAUGACUGGAAAGUAUUUAAGGGAUGUAUGAAAAUGAAAGUAGGCUUGUUCAUUCAUUUUUUCCUCUAUUUAAACCGUGUGCUGUCAAGGAAGUGGAUUGAAAACAGAGAAAGUGAUAUAUGGGGGGGGGUGGAGCUGAAUGAAUUUUAUAACACUGGCAAUCAGAAUUUGCAGUAUAAUGGUUGCAGACCUACUACAUGUGGACAUUCCUGCAUGAACCGUGUUGUGAGCUGAAACUGUAAAAUAUUAGGUUUAUAAAUAUGUUCUCAGGACUGGCCUUUGGCCUGUAUUUUGUCAAUGCAAAAUGAAAUUAAGACAGAACGGUAUUACUGAACACCAAAGAUUCCCAGGGUGCCCUGCUGGAUGUGUCGUAGGACUGAUUUAUGGAAACUGGAAGUUGAUCUAAUGAGGAAUAUCUGAUCGGGGAGUAUGAUGGAGUUUGACUUUAAUAGAGUGUCAUCGAUACAGUUUAUGUAUAUAAAUACAAAUCUUGGGGAAUUUAGGCUUGUUUACAAACUUUUUUAUUGUGUCUUAAAUAAAUUCUGAAUAAAUGGUUUAGAAACAUUUA
Messenger RNA from Ctenopharyngodon idella (grass carp), 6030 nucleotides. RefSeq names its product family with sequence similarity 83 member Hb (gene sack1hb). The coding region runs from base 1261 to 4791 and encodes 1176 amino acids. The record is from RefSeq and is a predicted model, not a curated record. Gene Ontology annotation, molecular function: keratin filament binding. Gene Ontology annotation, biological process: protein localization to cytoskeleton; intermediate filament cytoskeleton organization; positive regulation of cell migration. NCBI's taxonomy places the organism in Eukaryota, Metazoa, Chordata, Actinopteri, Cypriniformes, Xenocyprididae. Gene Ontology annotation, cellular component: keratin filament. The transcript is spliced from 6 exons.